Molecule: messenger RNA, 1293 nt
Organism: Aplysia californica (California sea hare)
Lineage: Eukaryota; Metazoa; Mollusca; Gastropoda; Aplysiida; Aplysiidae
Product: cysteine and histidine-rich domain-containing protein 1
Exons: 9
Coding region: 15-1088 (357 amino acids)
Source: RefSeq, a predicted model, not a curated record
UGUCUCCCUUGAGCAUGCUUUGUUUCUUCGAACUUCGAAGUCGAGAAGCUUCUUCUUCCUUGUUUACACUGACGACUGGUCUUCACCGCACCGACAGCACUUUACGAUUAAAAAAUAAAAUGGCUUCAGAACUUUUAACUUGCUACAAUAAAGGCUGUGGACAAAAAUUCAAAACUGAGGACAACGCUGAAUCUGCAUGUGAAUAUCACCCUGGCGGACCUAUAUUCCACGAUGCCCUCAAGGGAUGGUCAUGUUGCAAAAAGCGUGUCUCUGACUUCACUGAAUUUUUGAAUAUCAAGGGAUGCACAAGAGGAUUUCAUUGUGAUGUGAAACCCCCUGAACCACAAAAGCCAGAGAAAUCAAAAGUAGAGGACUCUAUGAUACAGCUUGAGGUGAAACCACAACACCGUCAUCCGAAUCCCAUCCCAGAGGAGCGACCUUCUGCUGAUGAACCAAUUCUCCCCCUCAAGACAACAAUAGGAGCUUCUCUUAAAGCACUGUUGGAAAAGUUGAGUUUGAAAGAUACUGAGGAAGUUAAAGAAAAUGCAGCUACAGAAGGUGCAGUCAAGCUUGGAACAUCAUGUCACAAUAAAGGAUGUAAAGCGUCAUAUCAAGGAGAACAAAGUAACCAGGAAACGUGUGUAUAUCAUCCAGGUGUACCUAUUUUCCAUGAAGGAAUGAAGUACUGGACAUGCUGCCAAAGGAAAACAUCAGACUUUGAUGCUUUUCUGAAUCAGGAAGGCUGUGAGACGGGUUGUCAUAACUGGAUCAAACCAAAGAUGUCGGAAGAGAAGCAGGUGCGAAUGGACUGGCACCAGACUCCUUCAACUGUUUGCUUAUCCAUCUUUGCCAAAGUGGCCAUGCCAGAUCGAACAGUGGUUAAAGCCAACCGGGUAUGCUGCCAGGUUGACAUUGUCUAUGAGGGCGGGAACAACGUUUACAACAAGACAUUUAUACUGCGGGAGGCUAUAGAUCCCAAUAGGAGUGACGUGAAGCUGUUGGGAACAAAAGUGGAAAUCAAUUUGAAGAAGGCCUCAGCUUUUUCGUGGCCAUCUUUAGAACUCCCACCUCCAGCUACAUCGUCAUGAGUCCACACUGUGUUCACCAUUAAUUUAUCUUAUGUUGUAAAAAAAAAGCGUUGUUCUUGGUUUAUCUUGUUAUUGGGGUGAAGUGGAAAAGAUGAGUUUUCCCUUUUUUUCCAAGGCUGUCUUUGUUUUUUAAAUUUUUAUACAAAUGUUUCAAUUUGUUCUUGAUGGGAUAAAAGAAAAGAGAUGAGAGUUUCUUCCUAUUUUU